AUGAACCUCUAUGAUUCUAGAAUGACUAUCUUAGAAAAUCUUUUACCUCAAGCUGUACCAACGGAGCAAAUUAAGUUAAAAAUUCAACACAAUUUGACGAAAAUAGAAAACUUUAAAUUACGUGAAAAACGAGAUGGUAAUUCCACAAAAAUUACUAAAGAAAUCAUCAGGAAGGAGUGCAAGGGCUACAGAGCCAAGAAGAAAAGAGUAGCUACCUUAUACGAGUGCAAAGGAUGUGAUGCAUCCCCAGGAUAUUGUACAGCAUGUUUUAGCAAUGUCCACUCUUAA
Molecule: messenger RNA, 288 nt
Organism: Parnassius apollo (apollo)
Lineage: Eukaryota; Metazoa; Arthropoda; Insecta; Lepidoptera; Papilionidae
Source: the annotation of a GenBank genome assembly